UGAAAGCUGUUGGGCCCUGAAAUUCUAUUCAGCAGUUUGAAAUCAAUCCACAGCUUUUCUCAUUCACCCUCUCACUUGGGGCUAAUGCAAGCCAUGACCAUCUACUGAGGAAAACCACAAAAAACUUCAAAACAGCUACAACGGGUAAAAGAGAGUAUUGUCCCACAGUCAGCAGGCCACUAGUUUAUUAACUUCCAGUCACUUUCAUUUUUGCUAAAAUGAAGACUCUGAAAUCUACACUUCUCCUGUUCCUGUUUGUGCCUCUGAUAAAGCCAGCACCACCAUCUCAGGAGGAUUCACGCAUUAUCUAUGAUUAUGGAACAGAUAAUUUUGAAGAAAGCUUAUUUAGCCGAGAUUAUGAGGAUAAAUCCCUGGAUGGAAAAAGUAUUAAGGAAAAAGAAACUACGAUAAUAAUACCCGAUGAGAAAGGUUUUCAAUUACAAAAAGAUGAGAGUACAAAACCAUUAUCCCCCAAGAAAGAAAAUGAUGAAAUGCCCACAUGCCUGCUAUGUGUUUGUUUAAGUGGCUCUGUAUACUGUGAAGAAGUUGACAUUGAUGCUGUACCACCCUUGCCAAAGGAAUCAGCCUAUCUUUAUGCACGAUUCAACAAAAUUAAAAAGUUGACUGCCAAAGAUUUUGCAGACAUACCUAACUUAAGGCGACUUGAUUUUACGGGAAAUUUGAUUGAAGAUAUAGAAGACGGUACUUUUUCAAAACUUUCACUGUUAGAAGAACUUACACUAGCUGAAAAUCAACUACUGAAACUUCCAGUUCUCCCUCCCAAGCUUACUUUAUUUAAUGCAAAAUACAACAAAAUCAAGAGUAGAGGAAUCAAAGCAAAUACUUUCAAAAAAUUGAAUAACCUCUCCUUCCUCUACUUGGACCACAAUGCCCUGGAAUCUGUGCCUCUUAAUUUACCAGAAAGUCUGCGUGUAAUUCAUCUUCAGUUUAACAACAUAACUUCAAUUACAGAUGAUACAUUCUGCAAGGCUAAUGACACCAGUUAUAUUCGGGACCGCAUUGAAGAGAUACGCUUGGAGGGCAAUCCCAUCAUCCUGGGAAAACAUCCCAACAGUUUUAUCUGCUUAAAAAGAUUGCCUGUAGGGUCAUACAUUUAACCACUAUCAAUGCAGCACAUAAGCUAAAGUACACACAUACUUAUAAUCUGUCUCAACAAUGUCUAAAGGAGCUUAAGUAUUUAAUAUUAAUUUUGUAUCCUACUAUGAAGGAACUUAUGUUUUAAGCAAAGAUGUUCAAAAAACCUUACAUAUAACAAUGAGCAAAAAGUAACAGUGAAUCUCUAAGUUCAAAACAAAGUAAUGUGAAAAUAUUUGAACAGCAUUACAAAAUCCCUGCAGUUUAUACUGGAGUACCAUUUAAAAGGUAUGUUUUUAUAUAAAUACCCAAAUUUAAGAUGUAUUACGAAGUGAAAGGAUAAGUCCAAGAAACUUUCAACUGUUUGUCUUUCCUGGCUUCUACUGGAUCCCUAAAGCAUUUAAGGCAUAUGUUCCAAACACUUUGAAAAGCUAAAUAUUUCCAGGGACCUCUCACUUUUCUUUUAUCAUUCAUACAUUAUUCAUUAUGAAGUAGGAACUCUGUUUUCUUUCUAUUAAGGCAGCUACUAUAUUUUUACUUAGCCUCAGAAAUAGGAAUAUAGUCUCAUACCUAGGCAAAACUUUCCAAAUAAAGCAUAAUUUUACUCUCUGAUAAAGAGCUAAUAUAGUAAUGUUCAGUUAUUCUGCUUUGUGAUCACACAAUUAAAGGCUUUAGUAAAAUAGUACAAAAUUUUCUUUAAUCUAAAUAUUAACAUUCUAAGUCCACCAUAAAACAUUUUAGGAAGCCAAGCACAUCAAAAUUAGUAUGCUUAUAAAAAAACCUGAAAGUCCAUCCUGUUUCUCAGAACAUAGCCAUAAAAUUCUCCACUGUAAAGGCUUUCAAUUAUGAUAUAUACUGCAAAAUAUUUUCUUUUUAUACUAUAGGAAUGAGAAUCUCAUCAAUAAAUUUAUCCAAAUGUAAGACAUGAAAACCAAGUGAAUUCUGUGGUGUUACUACUACACACCACCUUCCCACCCACCCAUACACAUCCACGUUCUUGAGAAUAGACCACACAUUCACAAGAAAGCAUCUCAGCAACAUUUUCUAGAGACCCAUAAUUAACUGGUAUGUUUAAAGAUGAGAAUUCAUCUCCAAUCUAAUAGUGAUGAUAAAGUUCCUAAAAUUACUUUCCUCUUGAGCAAACCCCACUCAAAAGUCUUAGUCUCCACACUGCUUUGGGGUUGCAUAUAAAAUGAUCAGUGCUUUAGAAACAAGAGUCUGAACUGUGUAUAUAAAAAUUGCCGACAUUGUUUCCAACAUAAAUUAUGCAUUAGAAUCAAGUUGGUCUCUGUAUACUAUUCCCAGAACAAACACUAUUGGUGGUUUUUCAUUUGCUUCUGUUUUUUCCAUACGUAGAAUGACCUGUUUUUCAAUUUUCCCAUUUGUCAAGGAUGACCCCAAAAUGAAAUUUUUUCACUAAAACACCUGUGAUGUCUUAACACCACAAUAAUUACUGCUACAACACUAACGCAUUCACUGAUUUUAUUGUGGUAACUGGCAACAAUAACUAUUAUACGGCUUUCUCAUUUUGUGUGCGAGCCUCAUUUCUCUGUGACUGAGAAAGCUCACUGAGCACACUGAACACGUCCAAUAUUCCCUUUAUACAUUCAAAGUGCUAGCAUAAUAGUGUGCACAUCUAAAUUGAAUAUAUAGUAAAUAGUGCAAAAUAAAAUCCAUUUAAACAGAAGGGCUCUGUUUUAUUUGGAAAAAUAGAAUAUUUAAACUACCACAAUCUUGAAUAAAUCAAUAGAAAUAAACUGUAACUUUAUCUGGAAAAACAAACUUAAUAAAGGAUUGCUGAGUGGUGGAACCAACACUGGGGAAAGGGGUCAGUACUUUCUUCCCAUUUCCAGAUGUCAGAAUAAUAAUGUAUUCCUAUGUUCUUUAUAUUACUAAACUCAAAGGGGAAAAGCACCAUAAAAUAACUCUUAAAUUUUAGAGAAUUUAAAAGCCAGUGGUUUAUAUAAAAUAGCAAUUAGGAAAGAGCACUGGUUUAAAAGUCUGAAUUAUGGAAUUAUCUUAAAAAAUAGCUUUGAGACUUCUAGAUAAGAAGAUAUGAACCUAGGUACCUGACAACCUUAUAUACACCUUUAAGUCACAAAUAAAAUAAUGAAGUAAAAUAUAUGCUGAUCCCCAUUAUCUUAAAUAGAUAUUGCUUCAUUCUUGACACUGAUAAUGAAACAGAGGAUUAAAAUUAAAAAUAUUUUACCCCUACAAACAUUCCUGAAAGAAACUAAAGAAGAUAUGCAUAAAUGGGAAGACAUCUUGUGUUCAAGAAUGGAAGACUGAAUAGUUAAUAUGUCAGCACUACCCAAAACAACUUCAAAAUGAUAGGAACAGAAUAAAGGGACAAAGCAGGUGAUUGAACAGUUAAUCCCACUAUGGGAUUGUAAGUAAAGGAAAAGUAUGGGAGACCCCUGUAAGUUAAUGAUCGCUCAAGAAAGCAGGUUUGCUUAACCACAAAGCCAAGCAUGCCUGCUUAGCAACAAAACCAUGCAACAGAAACAUAAGACAUGCCCCCAAACAAUAAACAAUGGUGGCAUGAGACCCACAUCCUGACCAGUGAGCUCAGUAAGUUAAUGACCCCUAGGACAUGCUCUCUGCACACAUAAAAAACAAUAAUUUAUGGAAAGGUGACAUUUCAAAGUGAAAGACCCUCAUUGUAUGGAGACCUGAAAUAAUAUUUCCACAGUGCCAUGACAGUCCUGGCUUGACCACGUAGGGACAAGAAAACUCCCCUGUCCAACCUAGAGGAGAAGUUAAUGAUGGAAGCGUGAUAUCUACUCAAGAAUGAGGAAGAAGGUGGUCUUUUCCUCCUCCCCACUUCUCCUUUGAUUAUAAAACUGUAGCCAACUAAGUUCUCAGGGCGCAUCACCCCCUAGCCCACCUGCUUUUAAGCCUCACAAGCAUCCUAUUCUAAUAAAUCACUUCUUAUCUAUCACUUUGUCUCUUGCUGAAUUCUUUCCACAAUGAGACAUAAAGGACUGUAGCUCCUUGGAACCCCUCCGAAACGCCACCUAGUGGUUUCAAAAGCAAUCCCUAUCAAACUCCCAACGACAUUUUUUGAAGAACUGGAAAAACCCACCAAAAUUCAUAUGGAAUCUCAAGGGACUCCAAACACCAAAAAGAAAUUUGAAAGGAAGAACAAAACUGGAGGAUUCACACUUCCUCAUUUCAAAAUGUAACUAUAAAGCUACAGUAAACAAAAGUGUGAUACUGCCAUAAGGACAGACGUACAGACCAAUGGAAUAGAAUAAUGAAUCCAGAAACAAACCUUUGCAUAUAUAGUCAAAUGAUUUUUGACAAAGGUGUCAAGACCACUCAAUGAGGAAAGGACAGUCUCUUCAGCAAGCGAUGCUAGGAAAACUGGAUAUCCAUAUGUAUAAGAAUGAAGUUGGACUGCUGGCUUACAGAAUAUAUAAAAAUUAACUCAAACUGGAUUAAACACCUAAACUUAAGAGCUAAACUAUAAAACUCUCAGGAAAAAAUAAAGAGAAAAUUCUUUAUGAUGUUGAAUUUGGCAAUGAUUUCCUGGAUAUGACACCAAAAACACAGGCUACAAAAGAAAAGAAAAUAAAUUGGACUUCAUCAAAAUUAAAAAUUUCUAUGCAUCAAAGGACACUAUUGAGAGAAUGAAGGAACGGCAAAUUAGUGUUUAAUGGGACAGAUUUUUACUGGUGAUGGUUGCACAACAAUGUGAUGUUUCUUUCCAUUCUAGUAACCUUGUCACCAGCAAAGGACCAGCUCAAAGAAGCACUUUAUCCUCUACAGGAAAAACACACCAAUUAUACUUCUACACUUGCCUUAAAAGCACCUAGAGGAAAAUCAGUUUGAAACUGGGACUAGUGCUCACAUUUCCCACAACCCAUUCUAAUGUAUAAGGAAAUGGCCGUAUUAGGUGAUUCAUUACCAUAACUGCCAGCAGACUCCUCAAUCAUUAUUGUAUUUUACCAAUUCUGAAGAAGAGCUAUUUAAUUGUCCUGGUGCAAGAGCACCUGCAAGUAAACAACAUAAUCCUGAGCACUCCUCAAGGGACCACAGUACAGGUACAGUACAGGUACUGACAUGUUUCAUUCUAAAGAAAAUCUUAUGCUUGACAGAUAUUACUAGCUCAACCAAAUAAAAUGCAAAUAAUGAUGAUGAUGAUAAAAAAAAAAGAAUCCAAAAUAAA
Messenger RNA from Globicephala melas (long-finned pilot whale), 5266 nucleotides. RefSeq names its product osteoglycin (gene OGN). Gene Ontology annotation, biological process: articular cartilage development; bone development. Gene Ontology annotation, cellular component: extracellular matrix. Lineage: Eukaryota; Metazoa; Chordata; Mammalia; Artiodactyla; Delphinidae. The record is from RefSeq and is a predicted model, not a curated record. Gene Ontology annotation, molecular function: protein binding.